UAAUAUACUUGACACCAUACAUACACAUUUUUGUCAGAUUGAAGUGAGGAGUCAUGAAGUGGAGCUGGGUGCUUCUGGUGGCCCUGCUGUCUUGCGGGAGCCUGACACUGGGUAACAAUAUAAUGGACAUCCCUGAGUUUGAUGGCGAGGACCGUGUUCAUGAUCUCACUGCUAAGAACUUCAGAUCUGUGAUGAAGAAGUACGACAUGAUGGUGGUGUACUACCAUGAGCACCCUGGAGACCGCGUCGCCCAGAAACAGCUUGAGAUUGAAGAGCUGGCCCUUGAGCUUGCAGCCCAGGUCCUUGAAGACCUUGAAGAUGAAGAAAUAGGAUUCGGCCUUGUUGAUGAGAAGAAGGAUAGAGUUGUUGCGAAGAAACUAGGCCUCGACGAGGCAGACAGUAUAUUUAUCUUCACUGAGGACGAGGUGAUAGAAUACGACGGGGAGCUUGCUGCAGACACGAUGGUGGAGUUCAUCUACGAUGUCAUGGAGGAUCCAGUUGAGAUCAUAGACAAUGUGAGGGAGCUGAGAGGCUUCCAAAGCCUUGACGAGGACAUCAAACUGAUGGGCUACUUUAAGACUCCAAAAUCUGAUCAUUUUGAGGCAUUUGCUGACGCUGCUGAUGAGUUUCAUCCCCAUGUCAAAUUCUUUGCCACAUUCAAUCCAAAGAUUGGCAGGGGUCUGGACAUGAAGCUCAAUGAGGUGGACUUCUAUGAGCCUUUCAUAGACGAUCCUGUAGUCCUCCCUGGAAAGCCGUACUCAAUGGAAGAGCUAGUGGAGUUCAUUGAAGAUCACAACAGACCAACCCUAAGGAAGUUGGAGCCACACAACAUGUAUGAUAUCUGGGAGGAUGAUGACGAAGGAGAACACAUCAUCGCUUUUGCAGAGGAAGAUGACACAGAUGGCUAUGAGUUCCUGACCAUCCUUAAACAGGUGGCUGAAGACAACGCUGAUAAUCCAGACCUGAGCAUUCUGUGGAUCGACCCAGAUGACUUCCCACUUCUCGUACCGUACUGGGAAAGCACCUUUGGAAUUGACCUGUCCUCUCCACAAAUUGGUGUUGUAGAGGUUGAGGAUGGUGACAGCGUGUGGAUGGAAAUGGAUGAUCACGAUGACAUGCCAUCUGUAGAUGAUCUUGAGGAAUGGAUUGAAGAUGUUCUGUCAGAUGAAAUUGAUCCAGACGAGGAUGAUGAUGAUGAUGAUGAUGAUGAUGACGAUGAUGAUGACGACGACGAUGAUGACGAUGAUGACGACGACGAUGAUGACGACGAUGAUGAUGAUGAUGACGACGACGAUGACGAUGACGACGAUGAUGACGACGACGAUGAUGAUGACGACGAUGAUGACGACGAUGAUGACGAUGAUGAUGACGAUGACGACGAUGAUGAUGAUGAUGAUGACGAUGAUGAUGAUGAUGACGAUGAUGACGAUGAUGAUGAUGACGACGAUGGUGACGAUGAUGAUGAUGACGACGACGAUGAUGACGAUGAUGAUGAUGAUGAUGAUGAUGAUGAUGAUGAUGAUGAUGAUGAUGAUGAUGAUGAUGAUGAUGAUGAUGAUGACGACGACGAUGAUGACGAUGAUGAUGAUGAUGAUGAUGAUGACGAUGAUGACGAUGAUUACUAAACUGUUAGAAUUUUUGUAUUUUAGUCUUCACUCAAAUCUGGCCCUUCUAUCCACUUAAAUUUACUUUUUUAAUUCGCCUUAUGUUCUGUUAAACAAAGUUAUUGACAUUGAGUUAAAUGUAUCAAUUAAUUUGGAUUGUAUCUUCGAUACAUCUUCUUCAAAGCAUCUUCACUAAAGAUGGUCAAUUUUACUUGUUAAAUUAAAUAAAUCCUCUGCUCUAAAUUAAUGAAACAGUUCUGCCCAGCAACUUUGCCCUGAACAAAAAGGGGACAUUUUUUACAAUCCACAUUUCCACACUGUAAACGUAAAGGACGGUUUCAUUUACUGAAACUUUGACAACUAUUAUUUUUAUAUUCCUAAAGUUUAUUGUCCUUUUUUAAAACAAAUAUAGGUGAUGCAUUGCAGUCUGAGUCCAUUUGUUAAAUAUGUUGAGUCUAUUCUGUGUUUAGUUUUCAUCUGGAAAAUCUUUCAGAUCUUAAAAACCAAAGGUGCAAUCAAGAUUUUCCUAGAAGUUACACUACUGUAACUUGAAAAGAGUGGUGAGCUUUUUUUGUUUUGUUUUUGUGCACUGGAAGUGCUGUAAAUCACAUGGAUGUUUUCUACUGAUGAAGAAAUGUAACAACAACGGUAUUCUAUUUUUUGUAACAAGAAAAAUGAAACUACUGUAAAGUCUUAAAAUAAAGGACAGCUGGGAAAUCA
This is a messenger RNA of Osmerus eperlanus (European smelt), 2324 nucleotides long. It is a transcript of the gene casq1a, whose product is annotated as calsequestrin 1a. Lineage: Eukaryota; Metazoa; Chordata; Actinopteri; Osmeriformes; Osmeridae. Bases 54 to 1625 code for a protein of 523 amino acids. The record is from RefSeq and is a predicted model, not a curated record. Gene Ontology annotation, biological process: regulation of skeletal muscle contraction by regulation of release of sequestered calcium ion. Gene Ontology annotation, molecular function: calcium ion binding. The transcript has 11 exons. Gene Ontology annotation, cellular component: Z disc; sarcoplasmic reticulum lumen.